This is a messenger RNA of Staurois parvus, 930 nucleotides long. NCBI's taxonomy places the organism in Eukaryota, Metazoa, Chordata, Amphibia, Anura, Ranidae. The record is from the annotation of a GenBank genome assembly.
CACAGACCGGUCGUGUCGCAAAACAGCGAUUCUUGUGAGGUGCCUUUGCCAAAUCUACGACCACGACACCAGGAGCUGAUCCCUACGCCGUUUGGUCCAAUCAAACCCUGGGCAGAACUGCCAUGCCCCAUAAAAACAUACUUUUGCUUAGCCAUCAUCUCCCUUCUUUGUGUGCUCGGCUUAACGAUCUCCAACCUUGUGCAACAGAGUAAUGAAGAUUCCACCGUGUCCCUCAUACAGCUGAUCGGAGUUGUGUUCUGCAUCUAUUAUGUGACCCGGGGCAUCCUACAGGAGAACCGCCAAGAACUCAUCGCCUUUAUACUCUCCAUUCUGCUGGAAAUGAUUCGCGCCAUCAUCAACUUCAGUGUUCUCUCCAAAGAUGCCAAGCCUGAUAUACAGCCGCGAUUUAUUGUGAUCCUCCUUGUCGGUCUGUUCCACGUGGUCUGUGCUCUGAGCCUGGUGUUAGGGCAGAAUAUGAUGGCGUUCCGGGUUGGGGGUGCACUGGAGAGUCUGCAGGUGCAAUACUACAUGCUGAACCUCUGCGUCUCACUGCUGACCUUUGACCUACAAGCACAGCUGUGUCUCACUGUCCUGGUCCUGGUCUCUGGCCUAUAUGAAAUCUCUACACUUCAUAGCAUCAUACUUGGCAUUGGCUUAUUCUGGGCUUUUCUGAAAGUCACCAUCGGCAUUCUAGCUAUCCUAAAAGAACUAAAGCCACUGGUGUGGAUCUUUCUGCUGCAGAACCUUCCUGAAGUGGCCUAUCUCAUUUAUCUCCUGUACAAGGUGGCGAUGGAGUGGGGGAAGGGAGACUCCUACACCUUGGAGGCUGCAGCUGUGACGGGCUCUUUCAUCUCGGUGGUCAUUAAGUCUGUCCUGUUUUGGUCUCUGUUCCAUGUGUAUCGCAUUUUUGGCCAGGGACUGAUGGAGAGA